AGUAUCAACCGAGUUACUUAACAUUAUCUUACCAGAUUAACCAGAGGUUGAAAAUACCGGUUAUGGCGGGCUAAAAUCAAAUUUAUUACCAAGUUGUUGGUUAACCUGCAUGUCAAAACCGAUUGUCAGUGUCAAACGAGAAUUCUUUCUUACCACGUGUGUUUAUUUUUGCGUCUCCUAUCCAAAAUGGAUGUACUUUCAAGACCCGCCGAAGAGUUCGAGAAUGAUUCCCAAGUCGAAGCUAUGUGGGCUAUGAAAGCCUUUGAACAUGCAGAAGUUUACUUCAAUAUCAUAUCAUCUGUCGACCCUAAACCUUUAAAGCUCACACCUUUUGAUGACACAAUCUACAAGAUCUUCAGAGAGGAGUUCAGUGAUUUGAAUAUUGUCCAGUUGAAUGAAGAUGAAAUGAAAAGUCCUGAGGGUAAAAUGAAGUGGAGGAGUUUCUGUGAGCGCUUCAAGAAAUUCGUGGAGGACUACAGCUUUGGCACAUUGAUAAGGGCAGAUGCAACAAAAGAUUAUACACAAGAAAAUUCCAUCCUUGUAUCCAGAAUACAAUUCUAUGCUAUUGAGUUGGCGAGGAACAGAGAGGGUGUAAAUGAUCCAAUCAGAAGAAUCUUCAAAAGGGAAAAAAAAGAUGAUCUGAAUGAAUAAAUCUUGAUAUUUUGACAUUUCUUUGUUUGCAUUAGCUUUAAGUUUAAUUUAUGAAAUAUUCACACUAAUUUUUCUACUUUAUCAAACAAUCAUUCAUUUAAAUUAAAUGCAUAUUUUUAUCCAA
Messenger RNA from Nicrophorus vespilloides, 775 nucleotides. Its product is annotated as protein PBDC1. Gene Ontology annotation, cellular component: cytoplasm. The coding region runs from base 187 to 651 and encodes 154 amino acids. The transcript has 3 exons. Lineage: Eukaryota; Metazoa; Arthropoda; Insecta; Coleoptera; Silphidae. The record is from RefSeq and is a predicted model, not a curated record.